UUCAAGUCAGGCCAAGAGCUAGGGAAAGAAAUAAAGAGAGAAUAUUCAGUACCGAUGGGCUCGAGUACUGUAAUAUCUAUCUCAGAUGGAGAUAAUCAGAGGGUAGCUGGGCCUGAUGAUGAUCAAGAGAUGAAGAAGAAGUUUCAAUUUUCUCUUCUUCCCAUUUUUUCCUAUCUGAGAUCAUCAGGUCAAAAGAAUAGACUCCAAGUUUCAUGUGUUCCUCCUAUUAUAUCCGAUCUUAGAGAAAAGACAAAUAAGCAGGACAUGAGAAAACUGAUUCACAGUUUCAAGGUUGGAAUAGCGCUGGUUUUGGUUUCAUUUCUCUACCUCCUGGAUCCUCUUUUUAGUCAAGUUGGAGAAAAUGCCAUGUGGGCUAUUAUGACUGUUGUGGUCAUCUUUGAGUUCUUUGCAGGUGCUACACUCAGCAAGGGCUUGAACCGUGGAAUUGGAACUAUAUUAGGAGGCGGACUGGGGUGUUUAGCUGCAGCUUUAGCUCAAGAAGUUGGUGGAAUUGGCAACGCCAUUGUCGUUGGCGCUUCUGUUUUCAUCUUUGCUGCAGUUGCAACGUACGUGAGACAGGUUCCAAACAUUAAGAAAAGAUAUGACUACGGGGCAAUGAUAUUCAUCCUCACCUUCAGUCUAGUAGUGGUAUCUGGGAUACGUGCUGAAAAGGUCAUGAGAUUAGCACGUGAACGUCUCUCCACAAUUGGUAUGGGCUUUGUCACCUGCAUUUUUAUAAGCUUGCUUGUCUUCCCUGUCUGGGCUAGCGAUGAACUUCAUGACUCUAUUGCCUCCAACUUUGAACACCUCGCUCACUCUAUUGAAGGAUGCCUGGAGGAAUACAUUAAUGCUACUACUUUCACCAACGAAAAGGAAAACCAGCCUAUAGCAAAUUUUAAUAGAUGCAAAUCCAUCUUGAAUUCCAAAUCUAAGGAUGAGUCACUGGCAAAUUUCGCAAAAUGGGAACCAUGGCAUGGAAAAUUCGGGCUAUACUAUCCUUGGAUAAAAUAUUUGCAGAUUGGAGAACAUCUGAGAGAGUUGGCAGCAACUAUCCUUUCAUUGAAAGGCUGUCUUCAAUCCCCAAGACAGCCACCAACAGCUCAGAGAGAAAGAAUCAAAGAGCCAUGCGAGGCAGUUGGAUCGAUACUAACAUGGAGUCUAAGAGAGCUUGGAGAGAGUAUUUCAAAAAUGAGAAAAUGCCAUGCAGGGACGUCGAUAGUGCCAAAGUUAAAGUCAACGAGAGCAGAGAUAAGCUCGGUCUCAACUAAUUGCAAGGUAGAUCAUCAAGAUAUCGAUCAUGAAUAUCAGGAUGGUGGACUCGCGAUGGCAACCUUUGUGUUCAUAUUGAUGGAGAUUGUGGAAAAGGUGGAAGAAUUGGCGAAGGAGGUUGACGAACUUGGAGAGCUCGCUGGUUUCCGUUCUCAUCAUGAAUUGGCUUAAUUCGAUUUGUCCCUCCAGUACUGUAUGAGCAGUACUUAUAUAUAUAUGCUGUGAUACGCACGUACGUAAAGAUUUGCCACUUUUUUGGCUUGGGAAAAUAGAUGUCUAUGUCUGAAAAAAGAAGAGCAGAAAAAAAAUAUAUUAUAUGAGCCUCUACUUCAAAGUAGAGGGAGAUAAAUUGGGAAGAAAUGAAGAUUGAGCUGCAUGCAGGGGAUCGAUGCAUGUUAAUUGAUACAUUGUAAUUACUAGAACCAUGAAAUUAAUCUGAUAUAUUGCUAUAUUUAUAUGUAUAUAUAUAUAAUAUGCUAUAUAUAUGUAUAUAUAUAUAUAGAGAGAGAGAGAGAGAGCUAGUAAUGUUCCACCUUAACUAUA
Molecule: messenger RNA, 1812 nt
Organism: Juglans microcarpa x Juglans regia
Lineage: Eukaryota; Viridiplantae; Streptophyta; Magnoliopsida; Fagales; Juglandaceae
Product: aluminum-activated malate transporter 2-like
Exons: 6
Coding region: 55-1440 (461 amino acids)
Biological process (GO): malate transport
Cellular component (GO): plant-type vacuole membrane
Source: RefSeq, a predicted model, not a curated record